Messenger RNA from Daldinia decipiens, 2067 nucleotides. RefSeq lists its product as uncharacterized. The record is from RefSeq and is a predicted model, not a curated record. The transcript has a single exon. Bases 1 to 2064 code for a protein of 687 amino acids. NCBI's taxonomy places the organism in Eukaryota, Fungi, Ascomycota, Sordariomycetes, Xylariales, Hypoxylaceae.
AUGGGAGGGCUCUGGCUGAUCUUCCUAUGUGUAUUUAUGGGUUUGUCAUGUUUCUUGGUGAGAUUCUUACGCGCAAGAAUAUCAACCCGCCAGGUUCAGGCUUCCGGUAUCGUUGAAAGAAAGGCUGCAGAGAGCAUCUUUCAGAACGACAAACUCCUAUAUUAUCGCCUUCAGAAUCUAGAAGAUCAUCCGGGAGCUCUGGCACAAGCACAAGGACGACUCAUCCAGCUGCUUGAUAUCACCGUCGAUUCCGCCCUGAAGUCGACGACGCCUAAUUUUCUGUCAGUUCCAGAAUUCUGUCUACAGUCGUUGAGAGCGUACCUAGCCGACGUAGAAGCUGCUACUGCUGAUGCAUGGGCAUCCUACCUUAAAAGACGGUCAUCGGGGGGAGGCCGUGAGCUUUUCCAUACAAGCGAAUCUGCAAAACAGUGGUUACGACUGUCCGCGCCAGUGAGGUGUGUCGACGGAGCUUGGCUGUCCAGGAUCCAUCACGCCCGAACUCCCGAGAGGCUGCGGCCUUCUACCCGAAUUGCUUGGCAGAUAUUAUCAGAAGAGCUGGGCGAUGGUAUUCUAGAGAGAAAUCAUGUGUAUAUCUAUUCAAAACUGCUACAAAGCGUAGGUCUUGCUCUCGGACCAGGAAAUUCGGCACAAUUUAUAGAACUAGCCUCAGACCCUGAUCGUGAUGAGCGAGUAUGGACAGCAGCAGUUGCUCAAUUAGCUCUCGGAUUCUUGACCGACAACUUCCUCCCGGAGAUUUUAGGCUUCAAUAUGGCAUAUGAAGCUGCGACGAUCGAGACGUUGAUAUGUGCUUACGAGCUUAAGGAGAUUGGGAUGGAUCCCGAAUAUUUCAAUAUGCAUAUCACGAUUGAUAAUGCGGAUUCAGGCCACACUGCCAUGGCAGUUCAGGCUGUUAUGAGCUUUAUUAGUGCACUUAAGCCCUCAGAAACAAUUCAGUCAUGGAAACGAAUACAAGCUGGUUACCUCUUGGCGAAAAUGUUACCGGUUACUCCCAUGCCAGUCAGCAAACACAGAGAAGAGGUUUUGAGCAUAUUCUCUAAGAAGUGCGAUCCAGCGAAAGAGUUACACCGACGCUGCACCGCGCGAAUUGGAAGAUCAAACGGGAAAAAACUGGGGGAGUGGUUAGACCCAGUCCUUUGGGAGACCCAAAAAGAUUUAUUUCUCUCGUCUUUAGCGCAAUCAAAAUGGAUCGUUCCAGGGAACCCCAGAGACAGUAAUCUUGUCAGGCAGAUGGGCUGGGGUGGCAGGAUGUUUGGAGCAUUUACGUUGAGGGAGAAAACUAAGGUCGAAGAAUGGAUUCGCAACAUGACUUCAAAGCACCGAGAAGUCGAUGGAGAAGCAGCGAGAGGACGGUAUGCAGAAUUUACUGGCUACAGUCCCUCAAGCCCCGAAAUAAUCCCAGCUAAACUGGCCAUCGCUUUUCAGAAAGGGGACUGCUCUCUAGGGAUAGCUUAUAACCCAGUUAAGCCUACAUGUAUACCGGUUCAAAUCCUUCCUUCGCUUUUAAUAGAAGCGGCGACCCCGUUGCAAUACUGCAUAGACAGCCCGGCAAACUGUGCAACAGAGCAGGGCAUAGUCGCAGUGAGAAUUAUGCGAAUCUUAAACGGGCUACCCCAUCCAGAGGAUGCGGUGUUGGGUAUGGACGAAGUGACUUGCCCAUCAGAGGGAGUUGUUGAGAUAGCGUGGCGCGUUGACAAAACGGUUAAGCAACAGCGGAGAUUGGAAACCUCGGAAAUGAACGAUUCGAGUGAUCUCCUGGUAGCUCUGCAGCCAUGGUUAUGGCUUGAUAACGUUGCUAGGUCCCCGAAACAAAAUUAUUGGUUUCUCAUCGGCGCACAGGAAGGGUUUGUCGCCUAUGUUCUUGCGAAUACAGCCGGUCUGCGGAAAGGUGGAUUGCCUGAUGAGACUGCGUUUCAACUAGGCGCAAUUUCAGAGAUGAUGCAAAGGGAAAUGUCCGAGUUGACAUGUCCACAGCCCGAGCAACGCCAGGAAGGAUUUUGGGCAGUGAUUCGAUGUCUAGAGGAGACCAUAUCAAGAUCCGUUUAAGCU